Candida tropicalis MYA-3404 is the source of this 1821-nucleotide messenger RNA. RefSeq names its product Zcf22p (gene ZCF22). Gene Ontology annotation, biological process: positive regulation of transcription by RNA polymerase II. Gene Ontology annotation, cellular component: nucleus. The transcript has a single exon. Bases 1 to 1821 code for a protein of 606 amino acids. NCBI's taxonomy places the organism in Eukaryota, Fungi, Ascomycota, Pichiomycetes, Serinales, Debaryomycetaceae. The record is from RefSeq and is a predicted model, not a curated record. Gene Ontology annotation, molecular function: zinc ion binding; DNA-binding transcription factor activity, RNA polymerase II-specific; transcription cis-regulatory region binding.
AUGACUGGUCUACAGAAUAAUCAUCUAAUCAAGGUACAGGGUUCCAUCAACCCUCGUAAAAGAAAACACAAUAGAGUACGAACUGGUUGUUUUACCUGUCGUAAGAGAAAGAAAAAGUGUGACGAACGACAACCCGAUUGCAUUGCUUGUGUCAGAAAUAAACUUAAAUGUGUCUAUCCUACAAAAGAAAAUGAAAAAGUACCCAGUGAUUUCGUACUUGAACAACAAGAAUAUCACGAACCUUUAAACUUCAAGAAAAGAAGACAUCUGUUUGCGGCACCAAAGGAUGAACAGGCACCUCAGGAUUUGUUUGGUGUCAUUGUAUUAAACAAGUACACCGGUCCACAAGUGUCUCUGCCCCCAUCAUCCGAAGAUUCAUCUUCAUCUUCCUCCUCAUCCGAUUCUCAAGAAGACUUUAUCACAACAUUCAAUGGAGAUGCCAAUGCUUUGAUCCCAGUGGAGUAUCAAACACCUAUAGACCCUUCAAUACCUUCCAUUUGGUCCCAAUCUAGUUUACUAUCUUUUGGACGAUACAUACCCAAUGUCGAAUUAUCAAUAGAAGAUUCAGAGUUGUAUUCACAUUGUGCAAAAAACUACAUGAGUAUGGUGGCACUACCUCAUGCGCAUCCAUCAUUAUGUCCUGCUAAUGUAUGGAUUAGACUAGCCUCCCAUUCUCCAAUCUUGGCUGAUGUCUAUCUAAGUUGUGGUGCUACUUAUCUUGCUUGUGUUCACAAUGAAAAUAACGCCUUAUCUCAAAAAUAUCAUCGUCUAGCGGAAUCAAAGUAUAAUUCUGCUGUUCAAUCAUUAACAGAAGCAUUCAAUAACGGAUCAGUAGAUUUAGAUAGUGACUGGUUAAUGGUGGCAGGGUUGAAUUUGUGUUUACGUGACCGAGCAUAUGGGAUGAAUGGAUCAAGGUGUUCCAAACACAUUGUGUUUGUUUACAACUUAAUCUGUAGAAGAGUUGACAAAAAGGCCGCAGAUAGUCUUGCAACUCCCGAAGAGAGAUUGUUAAUGGAAAGUUUUAUAUUCAACUAUACUACAGCUUUGAUGACUUGUUCCAGAUAUGAUAUGAUACGAUUGCCUACUCCAUAUGAAUUGUUCCUGAAACUCAACAAGUGGUUGGUGAAUCCAAUUGUUAAAAAUUAUGAUGUUGAAUGGGUGAACAAUCCAGUUUUGGGAUCUGCUUUGGCAAUUUUCCAAGUAAUGGCCAAAUUAUGUUACUUGUUGAGAUGUCAUUUUGAACAGAAAAUCCCUGACGAUAAUGACCGUUGUUAUUUGAAUGAUGGUAAGUUUUGGAGUUUGAUAUUACCAUUGAAAGAAGAGAUUAGAAACAUUGAAGUUAAAAACUUUGAGAGAAUUCAAGAAUUGGAUGCUCUGAAAGUAUACGGACAAUGGUAUUUCAGUCUUCGAAGUAAUCUUGCUGUGUCUAUUAUAACAGUCAAUGCAUGUAAGAUCUUGAUUGAAAAACUAAUAAAUCCUAGUAUACCUGCAUUUCUUCCCCAGAUCCAAGAAUCAGUACAAUCUACAUUACAUGAACUUGAUUUGUAUAUACCGAGUGAUAACUACUCGUCUUCAGUUUCAUUUUUGAGUUUGUUUAUCUGUGGUUCAGCUAUCAUCAAUCGUGCACAAGAAGUUUUGUUUAGUGAAGGUUUGGCCAAUUUGGAAAAUGAUCUAAGCAAAUAUGUUGCUAUUGACGUGGUUAAAGUUCUACAACGCAGCUGGGAAAGAGAAAGAAUGGAAAGAAUUACAUUAGGCGAUAAAGGAUUUAAAAGUUUUGAUUUAGUAUUUGACAGAUCUACAUUAGAAAGUUUUGCGUUCUAA